Molecule: messenger RNA, 2368 nt
Organism: Xylaria bambusicola
Lineage: Eukaryota; Fungi; Ascomycota; Sordariomycetes; Xylariales; Xylariaceae
Product: regulator of chromosome condensation 1/beta-lactamase-inhibitor protein II
Exons: 1
Coding region: 375-2153 (592 amino acids)
Biological process (GO): mitochondrial respiratory chain complex III assembly
Cellular component (GO): mitochondrial inner membrane
Source: RefSeq, a predicted model, not a curated record
AGCGAAUUCCCCGCUAUAUUAGCAGCUCUCUUCCUCCCUAGGUUAAGUACCUAGGUAGGUACCUGCAAGCAGUGCAGAGAGAAUUCUGAGAAAUGCUGAAACGCUAAUUGGCUACCUGGGUACGAGCUGAUGAUCUCACUACUGAUCUCAUCGAUUAGCAAUUGCGACACCGCGGCGUCAAAGACACGAAAAAGUCCUCCGCCGGCCCUCGUCUUUCGACCUCGACAUCUUCGACCUCACACGGCCGUGUCAGUAGCCCUCUUGCGACGAGAUGGAGUCUUGAUCGCAAGUCGCCCGUACUAGAUUUCAGCCAUCGCCCCCAUCUUCUCGCACGACAAUUAUAUCAGCGUCACAGGGACACCCUCGUACCGAGGAUGGCUGCAUACCGAACCCUAUUGCGCCACGCGCCAUUGGCGUCGAGGUCGAUCCAAAGCCGCCCCGUCCGCGCAACUCUGCAAUGCUCACGAUAUGCCAGCUCGUCUGGAGGAGGCCGCGGAAAGCGUGGUGGUGUCGGCCGAUUUGUGGGGGGUCUGCUGGUCGCCCUCGCAGCUGGAGGAGCUGUGCUCAUGUACCCCGCCAUGACGAAGGAGCCACCCAAGAACACUAUUCGUGAAGCCGUCAUCGAGUACGAGCAGCCGCGGGCUUUGCCUGCCACCAAGGAGGAUAGUAGAGACCUAAUCAGCAGUCAGCAUCUACAGGUGAAGAAGAGCUGGGAACACCCCGGUGUUUAUUGCUGGGGCUCGAAUUCGGGAAGGGUGGCCGCUCCCGACUCGACCGAAUCUGUUAUCAAGACGCCUCGACGAAUCAGCUACUUCGACGACCAGCUCAUACGGGACAUCAAGUUAGACAAAGAAUUCGGUGCCGCUAUUACUGAGCGGGGCGACUUAGUACAAUGGGGCACGGGCUUCUCGAAAGACAACCCUACUCCAAGGCCUACGUUGAAAGGCAAGGAUCUUGUACGUCUAGAGAUCUCGAAGGACCGUAUCAUUGCGCUCGGGAAAGAUGGUUCCGUAUAUUCUUUGCCUGUUGCGCAGGCAGAUCAAAGCACUAGCGGAAAGCCGACUUCAUCCUCGUGGUCUUUCUGGUCAAGCCCCAGCAACGUCAAUUACCGACAGGUGAAGCCUAAUGGGCUGGGUUGGGGCGAGCGUGUUACCAGCAUCGCUGGCGGCCUGGAGCAUGUUCUGCUCCUUACUUCCAAGGGAAGAGUGUUUUCUGCCGCUUCGAGCACAACCAGCUUCCCAUCACAAGGACAGCUUGGAAUACCUGGAUUAAACUGGCACACCCGACCCCAGGGUCCAUUCGACCAGCCACAUGAAAUUCUUACGCUCAAAGGCUUCAAUAUCACUCAAAUCGCCGCUGGUGACUAUCAUUCUCUGGCUCUUGAAAAAGACGGACGAGUAUUCGUCUUUGGCGAUAAUUCUUCAGGGCAGCUAGGUUUUGAACCUGAAAAUGAAAUUCCUUUCGUUGAUGGUCCCAUCCCCCUACCAUUCUCAAAGAUGUAUCGUGGUACGCACCAAAAGCCUCGGGUCACGUCGAUUGCAGCGGGUGGCGCCAAUUCAUUCUUCACUGUCGAUGCGACUCGUAUUGCACGACCGAACGAGGACGAACGAGAAAUCCGUGAUAUAGGCCACGUCACAUCCGAUGUUUGGUCCUGCGGCUCCGGUAUCUGGGGCACAUUGGGCAAUUCGAGGUGGACACACGUGUCCCUCGGCCCGACAAAGAUCAAGAGCUUUUCUGGACUCUCUGAAUACGAUGAAAAGACCAAGUCGGUGGUUCCCAUCCGACUUGCUUACUUCAGUGUGGGCAGUACUCAUGCUGCGGCUGUGAUGAAUAACGUCACAAAUGUCGACGCUUCAGACAGGACCUCAGAUCAGGAUACUAACUGGGGUGCCGAUGUCUUGUGGUGGGGAGGUAACGAAUCCUAUCAGCUCGGAACUGGGAAGCGAAAUAAUGUAGCUACCCCUAUGUACAUUGGGCCUUUAGAUGGUGGGAGGGGCGAUGCAGAAAAAGGACGUGAAAAUGAAAUGCAUCGAUUUCAAAUCGCUCCCAGGGCCACAGUCCGGUUAGGCGAAGGAGGCAAAGGCAGGAAAGCUACAGUCGAGCAACGGGUAGAGUGUGGUCGCCUUGUUUCGUGUGUUUACUCUUCGCCAUGAAAUUGCCGGCAUCUUUCUGGUUGACUGUAUAUCUAUGUACUCUACAAGCUGUAUCAAAGUUGGAACAAUGGGGACCAUGUGUUUGUCUACGAAUGCCAAUUUGGAUGGCUCAAGAAACACUAAAAUUUCUAAGAUCAUUAUGGAUCUGUACAUUACCUAGAUACCCCCCUCAUAAUGCCAACUAUUACACGACGCGAUGGAAUUAUCUGUCUCCA